Molecule: messenger RNA, 6183 nt
Organism: Pocillopora meandrina
Lineage: Eukaryota; Metazoa; Cnidaria; Anthozoa; Scleractinia; Pocilloporidae
Source: the annotation of a GenBank genome assembly
GUUAAUUUGCCUCCGUUGCAUUUUGGCGCGUAAAGUAGCACAAUAUCUCUCCCUCUUCCUAGCAUCGAUAAGGUUCGGCUCUUUCUUCGAAACUGAGGUCUUCAGGGUAAGUGUUAAGCUCACCACUUUUAUAUUGUAACAAUUUUUACGUUUUUUUUUUGUUAAUCACAAUCGUUCUUUCUUAUCCCUCCCGAGAAUAGCGCAGUGAAACGAUGCUUACGGCGCGCUCGAUUCCAAUGCCUGAUUAUUUGUGUUUAUCUGAUUUAUUUAUCUAACGUCUUCUUAAAAUACUUAAUAUGCGCGGUUCGACAUUUGAAAUGUAAAUAUUUAAAAAAGCGAUUUCUAGCAAGAAGGAUGCAGCGCCUUGAAGGGCAAGAUUUCCGCACAGCCCCAUGAUUCUGCGUUUUUUCUUUGGGACUACUUUACGGCCAUGUGUUAGAGUAUUCUGGGCUUAUGCAAAAAUCUUUCCUCUUUCGUACACAUUCAACGAACGCUAAGGCGAGAUGUUGUCUUCGAGCAUAUUCUACGUCAAAAGAGCUUUGCCAGCGUUAUAACUUACGGUUCGGCUUAAUUAUUGUGCUAAUUCAAGUGAAUGAUCAAUUUUCAGUUCCCUGGGUUGAAGCUAAUCUGUCGUCCGCUAAGAGAUUUUUUGAGUCUGUUAUAUCAGCCCAUUAAGCUAACAUGAUAUCCUGGCCAUGUGACUGGGAAUUCCUAAGGUGAGACCUGACGAAAUCUACCUUAACUCAGCUAGGAUCCUGGAAUAGAAUUUGUCUGAAAUCGUGAGGCUAUCACAUAAAUAUCUGACCUUCAAAAUGCUCUUGCGUGAAAAAGUUUUUAUUUUCGUAUUUUAAACAAUAUCUCCCCUGCGUUGAUUUAAUUGUUUUAAAUCACAUACAUAUUAUAACACUCUAAGGAGCUAGACAUUAAGUGUUAUAGUCUACUGACAAAAGAAAUACUCCUUUCCCUUUUAGAUAAUGUGUUUAAGUAAUGAUAAUAAUAAUGACAAUCAAAACUAUAACAAAAUUCUCAAACGUAAUUGGUUAGCACCAGUCUGAUUUGAGUUCUAAUAAGACAGUGUACAUGUCAUGCCUGUGUUUGUGUCGCGUGUGUGAUGUUGUUGCACUUUUUGCUGAGUUAUCUGUUGUUUUCUAUGAAAAUGUGUUACCAAUGGUUAGUUUGUUUCUGGACUGUUGUCAUAAUUUUUAUUAACUGGUAACAGGACUUCAUGUUGUCCAAUUCUGUCUGUAAUCAUACUUGUGAUUUACAACUUUGACAAGGGCUUCAAGUUUGUCACUGAUUUUUUUAAUCACUUUCACCACUACAGACUGAAUUGAACCCACUCAGUCCUAUCAUCAUUACUUGUAGUGAUAACCAAAGAAAUAAUUUUUUUGCUCAGUUUCUAAAACAGGAAGUUGCUGUAUUUACUUGAAUAAGGGCAGCUGUUGCUGCCCCCUUUCUCCCCCCUUCACAAUUAAACACCUCUCUUGAUUAAGCUCUUAUGCAAUAGAAAGGUUUGCCUCCAUUUUUUCCUUCUACACAGAAUGAUGGUGCUCUCCUCAUUUAUGUUAAAUUUUAUUUGAUUUUCUUAAUACAAGCAGAUUGAAUGGGAAGCUUUUGAAAACAAAAAAAAACUCUUAAAACAAGUAAGCAAAUAUUACAAAUAAACAUAGUGUACAUAAUUGUUAGAGAAAAUUUUCAAAAAAAUUUUCCUUUAAUUGUAGUGAAUUGGAAACUGACAACCGGCAGACUGCUCGUCGAAAAAGACAGGGAGGUACAUGAGCAUGUAUCUGCAUUGUUAUAAAGCCUUGAACUUUUGUAGUUGGGUUGAUUCAUGGGUUUCGUGUUAGUUUUCAUAAGCAGCACUUUGACUCCCAGUGUAUGUUACAUGUAGGACCUUGUGACACCAAAACUUCAAACAUUUCCUAGAUUUAGUUGUACUUGUGAAUGUGGAGACAAUAGUCUUGAUCACAUUUUUAAGAUUUCCUGUAAGAAAAAGCAUAAUUAUGCCUUACAGAGUUUUAAAUGUAUGAUAUGAUCAUUUUUUUAUUACUAAUGGGGCUAAAAGAAAUUUUGAGUUAACACUCAAGGCAAUGUUAUCUGACUGGCAAUCCUUCACAUAAAUUAAUAAUAGUCAAGGCCAUGGAGGUUUCUCAAUUAUCAGCCAUUUCACUGGUGGCAUUUCCUACUUCCUCCCAGUUAAAGACUUGUUAAAUGCUCUUUCAUGUGGUCAAAUCAACCCAGUCUGAAUUCAUUCUGACCUAAAAUUUCUCCUGUAACAGAUACUACAUUGAUUGUUUGUCUGAAAGUUUAGUUUCUGUUGUUCUUAGUGAGUCUGGACUCUAGUGAUUCAGAGAGCUCAAGUUCAGAGAAAGAUGACUCAGAUUCUGAAUCUGAUGGGAGCUCAGACACAGAUGCAGACAGUGACACAGAGGGAGAGGACUUUGGUGCUAUAGAGAAAAAACCUGUUAGAGCCAAACAAAAAGGUAGAGCAAUGUAUAUUUACAUGUAUACAGUAUUCAUGUUGCUUAAAAAGGCACGUCAUCACAAUCAGUUUGUUUGAGCCUGCAUCACAAUCCAAUUGUUCUUUAACUACACUCAGAGGCAUUUUGAAAGCAACAGAUUAAUGCCAACUUAUUUUUCUUUAAUAUUUCUUAAUUUUGGUAGAGUUUUGGUGUAAAUUUCAUUGUAGAUUUCUGAGUUUAAAAUGUUAUUGAAAUCAGUAUUGUAUGCAUUAAGUCAAUAGGUUGUUGCUGCUGGCUAAGUCUAUUUUUAAGCAACAGACAUACAUGUUAAGAGUGUCUGUUGCUAAGAGCUGCAGAUAAAACUUCACCAUUUUGGAAAUUUAGCCUGAAGAUAGAAAGGGAACAAACUGGUGUAAGGCUAGGCAUGUUUGUGCUACAUGUGCUCAUAGUUUCCUGCUGUCUUAAACUGAGACCCAUGUCAAAGAUAUGCUCUUAGAGCUCUGAUAUGUGCUCUCAAAAGCUUUCAAAAGCAAGUUUUACAUUCUAUGUACAAUGACAUAAGUUAGUUGCCUCACCUCUGGUACCAGGGCUCCAUAAGAACAUUGUCAUGCUUUUGUGGCUAGUUAAGGCAUAGUGCUGAUUUCCAGAUUUUAUUUCAGAAUUGACUUCCAAUAUAAUUGAAAAAUACUUUGAAUUGUCCAAUUUUCAUUUGCACAAUUUGAUGCUAAAAAACAAGAGUGGGGUUGAGAACUUGCCUUUCUUAGUAAUAAUUUGUUAUGCUAACAUUGCCGGGUUUCUAGCUUUAACCCUCAAACAACUGUGAAAUGGACUAUUCAGUGAGCCCUAUGAGACCAUUGGUGAGGUGAACCAAUUUUGUUUUCUUUUUUAAGUAUGAGACAUUGUAAGCACUGACUUCUUGUGAACCUUAUCUAUUCAAGUUUCCAAGAACACCACCACCAAAAAGCAGACAGCUAGAGCUUCCAAUACAACAAAUAAAAAGGGGAAGAAUGAAAAAGGUAACAAUCUUUGAUACAUCACUUAUGGCUUGUUCCAGGCUCAGAUGGUCGGUAGAGACAAAAAGAGAACACUGAAGGCUGUUAUUUACCUGCUUACUUUCCCCAUGCACUGACCAAGAGCCUGGAAAAGGCUAGUUCCUUUUUUAAAAAUUUUGAUCAUUAAAUACUGUAGUACUUCAAUGAAAUAAAUCUUUAGAAAAGUUAUUUUCUUUGUUCAUUGCAUGUGGGCUUAGGAAGAAUUAAUUGCAGCUUCAAUAUGGAACACCAACUGACUUAGUUCAGUAAUAGCACAUAUCUAGAUUAUUAGUGCAUGCAUGCCUGUUCCUGGAUUAAUGUUCUACAUCAUAAAGGAACAGCUUAUUGGAGUUAUGACAUUUGACUAACAAGCAAAAUGUUAGCAUUCUUGUGUAAAGAGCUCAUUAAAAAAACACCAAGACAAUUUAAAUGAAAAUGAGAGGAGCAGUUUCUUUAGUUGUGAGUUGUUUCUGUUAUUGUGUUUUUUCUUUCUUACCUAGUUUGAUGUUCUGUUUUUAUGUUCUGCUGUCUGCCAUUUUAUAAUUAUGCUACUUUUUUUCUAAGGUGCAUCCCACAAAAUUCCUGCCAAAAAACCAAGAACUCAACCUAAUAAGAGAAAGAGUAGCAAGGAGAAUACAGGGAAAGGUAACAUAGUGAUAAAAAACAACAUCAUUAUAUAACUUCAAAUCAGAUUAAAUCCUUGUACAGGAUCUUGUUCUAUAUGAUAAUGUUGCUUCCAGAUUCUUUAAAAAGCAAAUGGGGGGGGGGGGGUAGUUGUAAGACAGGAACUAAUUGUCAACAAGUCAACAAGUCAUCAACAGCGUAUAGGAGAAAUCUUUAGCAGACAUGUUCAGCUGACUUCCUUGCGUUGCAUUAUAUUAGAGACAAAGUAUAACAAAUGAUGUACGGGUAAUUGACUUUUGGUUUGUUUGUUUGUUCUUUUUUUUCUUCUCCUCCUUGAGUAAUCCAAUAACUUUAGAGGUUUUAAUGUUUUAUCAUUGUCUACUUACUCUGCUCUUUCUGAAUUUAAAAUCCAGGUACAUCUAUGGAAACAGCCAACAAUAAAAAAGGGAAGGCUAGUAAACCAAGACACAGCAAAAAGAAGGGUAAGUAACUGAACACUAACUAAGUAAGGGAAGGGAAAACUUGAAACUUUUUUAACAAAAUUUGUCAAAUCACGUCAAUUUUGUUGAAUACCAACAAAGUAAAAAUACAGUAACUUACUGGCUUGUGUGAUUGAAUAUUAUCCCUGAGAGAUAACUUGGUUCUGACAGCCAGCUAAUGAGAUCUUGUGAGUAGAUAGGCCAUAAAGCUGGUUGAUUUCAUUUGUUAUAUAGUGGAAAUGAAGUCUAGAGUGAUUAAAUUUUUAUCAUCGGAGCUUGACUUUACCAGUUAUUCAGGGGCUAGAUGGUCAGGAAAAUUAUAUAAAGUCUUUUUUGUAGUUAAACAGGGCAAACCAAAUAUGAAGGAGUUAGAAGGAUUGGGCAGAGAUAUCGGUGACAAAUGGAAAAUUCUGGGAAGACGCUUAAAAGUAUCAGAAGAACUGGAAAUAAUCGAUGCACGAUAUAAUAUUCUUUCUGAAAAAGCCUUCCAGAUGCUUAAACACUGGACCCAGAAAAGAGGUUCCUCUGCAACCUACAGAGUUCUAAGUGGUGCCUUAAAAGAUGAACUUUUAGAACGUAAAGACUUAUCAGAAAAGUACUGUUAUGGUUGAUAGUUGACAUAACAAUUCUUUUCCUGUCUUUUAACUCUGAUAUGCUGGGGAAUGAGAAGUUUUAGUAUACCCUUUCUCCACUCUGUUUUCUUGUUCUUUGAUUUACACAUGUUUCUUUCUUGGAGAGAUUUAAAAAACUCGUCCAAAUUUAUGACAGUUCUUUGCACAACCAAAACAGCUGCUCAAGAGUCAGAGUUGUGUAAUAGCAAACCAAGGACAGUCAGCAAGUCAGUGUUGUUUCGUGGUCAGAUCUCAAAGUAGAAUUUGAGACAUUCAAAUUGAUCACUCAGGUUACAGAUGGCAAUUAUUUUCAAAAGAACAGACUGAAGCAGAAAAGAGCAAUUUGCUGAUUUUUUUUUCAUUCUUUGGGUAUUGUCUGGUUGGUAGGUCACUGAAAUUUUAGUAUUUUUUAACUUCAUUUUUAAUUUUUUAGAACAGCGUUUUUGACUCUUUCUCGUGCUAAGCAUUAGUAAAUUGAGAUCAUCAGUUAUACUAAACAGGUUAAUUGGUAUGAAAAGCUUGUAGGUUGGUUUUAACCAAAAUAAAUAUAAUUAUUCAAGUCAUUAUUACAUUUUUACUGAUGAAUUGUUGUAAUUUAUGAAACUACACAGAAUUUUAUUUUUUUAACACCCUGUUGUUAGUGUGCUAAUGGAGAAUUCCCCCAAAAAAGUGUUACAAAAAUAUUUGGUAAGGAUGGCAGUAAUUUUUUUCUUCAUGUUAAGCCCUAAAUUUCGUCCGUUAAAGCUAUAGAAGGUUGUAUAGGAUUAUUUGGAUUGUAUAGAUCAAGAUAAAUGAGAAGUAAGUAAUAUUGCAAACCGUUUAAAAUAUGAAAAUUUGAAUUUGCUGUUAAAUUACUGUUCUUGAUGCCCAGCAUUGUAAAAUGUAAAUUGAAAUUAUCUGUAAUAAAAUAUGCUUAACUCAUUGAAUCUCACAGCAAGCAAUGUUGUUGUUAUUCAACAUUAAGCAGAAAUUCGUG